AUGAGAAAAAUAGAAAGUGAAUUGGGACAUCCGCUAAGCAGGGGAGAUGGUAGUGUUGACUUAUUGAUUGGAGUGGACUACCCAGGCAUGCAUGGAGGAGAGACAAAAGAAAUUGAUGGGUAUAUCCUGAGAAAGUCACCAUUGGGUUGGUUAACAUUCGGUACAUCAAGCGGUUUACAACCAGAAACAACUGUGCUUCACAUAAAAAUGACUGAGAUGACAGAUCUGACCAAAUUCUGGUCUACUGAAGAAAUGGGAGUGAAGAUACAAAGCUGUAAGUGUAAGUCAUCAGAUGAAUUAAAGUUAUCACCAAUAGAAAAAGAACAAUAUAAAGAGAUGUGGCAGUCCUGUGAAAAGAUAGAAAAUAGAUGGAUGGUACCUUAUCCUUGGAAAAGAGACCCACAAGAGCUUCCUGACAAUAAGAAACAGUGUAUGGCGAAGUUGAUAUCCAUUGAACAGAGACUAAUGAAGAAUGAGAAAAAUGCAAUGUUAUAUGACCAUCAAAUGAAAGAAAUGGAAGAGAAAGGUUUUUCCAGAAAAUUAAGCAAAGAAGAAAUGGAGAAGUAUAAAGGGCCAGUACAUUACCUUUCCCAUCACCCAGUUAUACGUCCUGAAAAGAAAAGUACACCAGUCAGAAUUGUGUUCAACUCAUCAGCUGCAUUCAAUGGUCAUCGCCUGAAUGAGUAUUGGGAGAAGGGUCCAGACCUUCUCAAUGAUUUGUUUGGUGUACUUCUCCGCUUUCGCCAGAAUGCAGUUGCAGUAUCAGGUGACAUCUCAAAAAUGUAUCACCAAAUCCUGAUCCCUGAAAAGGAUAAGCAUGUUCACAGAUUUCUUUGGAGAAAUUAUGAUGUCACUAGACAACCUGAUGUCUAUGUUAAGGAAGUAGUGACAUUUGGAGAUAAACCAGCGCCAGCCAUGGCAUUAACUGCUUUACGGAAAACUGCAAAAGAAGGUGAGAAAGAGCAUCCCGAAGCAGCCAGGGUGUUAAACAAGGAUACAUAUAUGGAUGAUAUAUGUACAUCAGUCCAUACAGCAGAUGAAGCCAGAAAGAUUAUGAAAGAUAUAGAUGCAGUUUUAGAAACAGGAGGUUUUAGAGUAAAGGAGUGGGUGUCCAAUGUUAAACUGAAAAGGGAAGACCCACAUCCCAGUGACAGAACCGUAUUAGGAGAUCCAACAGAACAAAAGGUUUUAGGUGUAGUCUGGGAUCCAGAAUCAGAUCUGAUGAAAUAUCAAGUAAAGGCAAUUUCAGUCAAGGGAAAUGAUAUACUGACAAAAAGAAUGGUGUUAAGUGAACUGGCUAAAGUUUUUGACCCAAUUGGAUUCACCGGUGCAGUUCUGAUAAAAGGAAAAAUUCUUAUGCAGAAACUUUGGCUGAGUGGCACUGGGUGGGAUAAUGACCUGUGUGAAGAAGAAAAAACUGAAUGGAGAAGAUUCUUCACUGAAAUUGAGAGCCUUGAUGGUGUGUCUUUUGCCAGAUGUCUAAUGCCCAAGUUACAUAAUAAGUUAGCUGAACUUGUGAUAUUCUGUGAUGCAUCAGAAGAUGCAUUUGGUGCAGUUGCCUACACUAGGUGGGAGACAAAUAAUGGAACUGUUGGAGUAAGGUUUAUUGCUGCAAAGUCUCGUGUAGCGCCACUAAAGAAUUUGUCAAUACCUCGUCUAGAACUGCAAGCAGCCGUCAUUGCAUCUAGACUAUGUGCUACUGUUAAGGAAGAAAUGACAGUGAAGUUUGAUCGAGUUGUAUUCCUGUCUGAUAGUGUUAUCGCCUUGUGCUGGAUUCGAGGUCAGUCAAGGCAAUACAAGUCAUUUGUGGCCAACAGAGUUUCUGAGAUUCAAAGUCAAACCGAUCCAUCAGAUUGGCACCACAUACCAGGAGAAUUCAAUAUAGCAGACAAAAUAUCCAGAGGCAUUAAUGUCAACAGUCUGGCAGGUGACUGGAAGAAUGGACCAGCUUUCUUACUGUUGCCAGAAGCAGAGUGGCCAAAAUCUGUUCCUAAAGCAGAAGUCAGUGAAAUUGACAGAGAAAAGAAAAGAAUGAAAACUGUGCUAAUGGUUAAAGAAUCAGAGGGUAUUGAUUACAAGAAAUUCUCUAAAUGGAGAAAGUUGAUCCGAGUGACAGCAUAUAUAUUAAGAUUCAUUACAAACUUGAAAGCCAAGAAUGUAAUCAAAGGUGGCCCGCUAUCUGCAGAAGAGUUGGCGGUGGCAGAAAGUUACUGGAUCUUUGAAGCACAAAAAUCACUUCAUGAGAGAAUAAAAGAAGGAGAGUUCAAGUCACUAAGCAUCUUUGAGAAGGAUAAGAUUAUUCAUGUCGGAGGAAGAGCUUGUAACGGAAAGCUAUCAUAUGAACGUAGGCAUCCAGUUCUGUUGCCCAAUGACCACUACAUAUCGUAUUUGAUAACCCAGCAUGUACAUGAGCAAGGGCAUUAUGGGGUAGCAACAACUGCUGCCAAAGUCAGAAGUGAAUAUUGGGUUGUAAGCGUGACAAGAUUGGCAAAGACUAUCAAAUACAGAUGCGUGACUUGCAGAAUCCUCAAGCGCCAGACUGAAACUCAAUUCAUGGCUGAUCUCCCAGUUGAAAGAAUGGCUCCAUUUACGCCACCUUUCUAUUUCACUGCAUGUGAUUACUUCGGCCCAUAUGUUGUUAAAAUUGGAAGAAACAAAACGACAAAACACUAUGGCGUCAUCUUUACUUGUAUGAACACCAGAGCAGUACACUUAGAAGUAGCAGUUGACUGCUCUACAAUGGAGUUUUUACAAGUCCUACGUAGAUUCUUUGCAAUUAGAGGAAGGCCCAAGUCUAUUCAGAGUGACAACGGUACUCAGUUUGUAGGAGCCGAAAGACAACUUCGAGAGAUGGUGAAAGGCUGGAGUGAAACAAAACUUAAAGAAUUCUGUGCAGAGCAACAGGUGACAUGGAGGUUCACCACACCACUAGCUCCUCAUCAGAAUGGAUGUGCUGAAGCUCUGGUUAAAAGUUGCAAAGUGGCCUUGAGGAAAGCUAUUGGUGAGCAAAGACUCACUCCGUUUGAGUUGCACACCUGCCUUCAAGAAGUUGCUAACUUAGUAAAUGAGCGACCAAUCGGAAGAGUACCAAAUGAUCCUGAUGAUGGCAACUAUCUCUGUCCAAAUGAUGUUUUGCUUGGAAGGGCUUCCAGCAGAGUGCCACAAGGUCCAUUUCGUGAGACAAAGAAUCCAAGAGAGAGACAUGAAUUUGUUCAAUACAUAGUCAAUGCGUUUUGGAAAUGCUGGAUGAGAGAUGUGUUUCCUUUGUUGGUUCCUCGACAGAAGUGGAAUGUAGACAAAAGGAAUGUGCAGGUGAAUGAUAUUGUUGUAGUAGCUGAUCCAAAUGCAGUACGUGGAAAAUGGAAUCUCGGAAGAAUUACAGAAAUCUAUCCUGGAAGAGAUGGACGGGUGCGAAAUGUUAAAGUAAAAACUGCAAAUGGACAUUAUAGUAGACCAGUAACGAAAAUUGUGUUAUUUGCCCUGUUGAGGGAUAUAAUUAAAUAUAAGGACAUGCCGCAAUUGGUCAUUUGA
Molecule: messenger RNA, 3531 nt
Organism: Saccoglossus kowalevskii
Lineage: Eukaryota; Metazoa; Hemichordata; Enteropneusta; Harrimaniidae
Biological process (GO): DNA integration
Molecular function (GO): nucleic acid binding
Source: RefSeq, a predicted model, not a curated record